CUGAGCCAGUACCUUGCUAUCUCUUCCGGUUAUCGCAAUACAUUUUAGUCCGAUCUCUUCAAUACUUUUUUCGCAUUGCAUUGGUACCGCAUUUAUUUUCAAACAUUAUUGAAGAUAUUUAUAAAAUGGCAGCUGGGAGAGGAUUCAGGUUAAAAGCUUAUUCUGCAUCGCGUUGAUGAUGCUCAGUGUUCAUGUUGUGCUGGGCUGAAGGGAACAUGAACAGAUGCUAAUGAAUUAGAGACCACAUUACACAUUUGUGAAAUACCUGAUCAAGAUAAAUCUGAACAUAGUCAGAAGCCUAUAUGCGACGAUGCACAGGCGUUUUGGUGACAGUUCAAUUCAAGCCCACAAAAGCCAUUUCCUUCUCUGACUAUGCAAGAGCUAUAUCUGUAAACAAUUGACCUAGCUGUAGCCUACAAAUAGGAGGUAUGGAAUCAUAUUCAGAUCAUUUUUAUGCAUGUUUCUGAUCAAACUUAUAUAUAGUCCUGCCUUAAUGUCACUGAAAACAGCAGCAUGAUUUUGCAGGAGGCAUGUCAAACUCUCAAACCUAGUCUAGGAUGCUGCAGGGUCCACAUGUCCUGGGUCAUGACAAGCCUCUGAUCAGACUAUCAUUCACGUCCUGUGUUGUGGGCACCGUCAGCCUGCCACUGCUUGGCUUAAUUACCUGCAUCUCCAUCUCCUCCGUAUUCCAUUUCCAGGACUCCACUGACACACAUUGCAAGGUUACCAAUUAUCUGCCCUCCAUUAGUGCCUCCAUAAGCCUGAGCCCAGAGUGCCAUAUCUGGCGCUUCUGCAUUGGCCUGCACUCUGCUCCCAGGUUCCUGGUGGCCGUGGCCUAUUUUAACUUCUAUAAGGGCCGCUUCUCCACAAGGUUCCUGGAGUGGCUGCUCAGCUGCCUCAACUUCAUGUGUGCCAUCACUGAGAACUUUGGCCUCUUGCUGCUCACCUACGUGUCAUCCAAUGAGACAUACCUUGUCCAUAAAGAAGGUUUUGUCCUGUUCAUUGCCAGUUCUGUUAUCCACAUGGUGUUAACCUGUCGGCUGUGGCUGGUUAUAAAGAAGUACUCACUGAUUCCUGAGGACGUGAAAUCUUUCCACUGGAAAAUCCGCUGCUUGAUCCUCAACAUCGCUUUCUGCUGCUUGGCUGCUUACUUUUACUGGAAACACAACAUGUACUGUGAACAAGGGAGCUACACCUUUUUCGCCCUCUUUGAGUAUUGUGUGGUGUUCUCCAACAUGGCCUUCCACCUAACAGCCUUCUGGGACUUUAAGAGCAGAGAGAUGGUGGUCAUCUCACCAGAGGAGGGUAAAGACUUCUGACUGGGAAACAGGUGUUCAACCACUCAGAACACACCUAGCGGAGAUGAUGCUGUUGCAGAGGAGGAGGAGCAGGAAGAGAGCGCCUUCUUCCAUAUAUUUACAUGAUGGCGGAUGUCAUGGCUGUAAAUAAUCACUUUAUUUAUCUGGACUGUUCAACCUGAAAGUCAAUCCUACUGUACCAACAUUUUGAUUGAGUUGAUAUUAACAUACUGUAUGAUACAUGACAGACUUAGUCCUCUAUGAUUUGGGACAGUGGGGCAACUUCGACUUGAUCACCUUGACUUAAGAGUAUGUCCUUCUUUAGUCAUGCUCACGUGUCUAUGACUUAUCACUUGUGAAAUUCGGGAAAUGCUGACUGUUGCCAAUGAUGUGAUCUGAAGAGAGUGUCUUCAGCUCUUUGUAGAAAGUAUUUUUAAAUGCAUCAAGAACUGUAGAUAAACGCAAAUAUGAUUUUGUAUAUUCUCAAGUAUUUAGAGACAUCUUAAAGGUAUUAAUAAUCUAAUAGUGAUUUUUUGGUGUGUAAACAUUAAGCUUCAUUAAACUAUUAUUUCAGAACUUUUGAGCUAUUUACCAUAACAUGCUUAUUCUUAGUGAGUCAGUCAGUCAGUGAGGUCCACAACCUAAAUUAAGGAAGUUACAAAUAAAUGUUCUUCCUCGUUUGUAAAGACAGAGAGAGAGACAGAGAGAGACAGAGAGAGUGAGAGAGACAGAGAGAGAGAGAGACAGAGAGAGUGAGAGAGACAGAGAGAGAGAGAGAGAGAGA
Oncorhynchus kisutch (coho salmon) is the source of this 2082-nucleotide messenger RNA. Its product is annotated as post-GPI attachment to proteins factor 2. Gene Ontology annotation, biological process: GPI anchor biosynthetic process. Gene Ontology annotation, cellular component: Golgi membrane; endoplasmic reticulum membrane. The record is from RefSeq and is a predicted model, not a curated record. Bases 558 to 1319 code for a protein of 253 amino acids. The transcript has 6 exons. NCBI's taxonomy places the organism in Eukaryota, Metazoa, Chordata, Actinopteri, Salmoniformes, Salmonidae.